Lytechinus pictus (painted urchin) is the source of this 5601-nucleotide messenger RNA. RefSeq names its product cell surface glycoprotein 1-like. The coding region runs from base 23 to 1867 and encodes 614 amino acids. NCBI's taxonomy places the organism in Eukaryota, Metazoa, Echinodermata, Echinoidea, Temnopleuroida, Toxopneustidae. The record is from RefSeq and is a predicted model, not a curated record. The transcript has 5 exons.
UGCGGCCCAGAAUGACACAAACAUGACAACAACAGAACUUACCACCACCGUCGUGACGACUGAAUUGCCUGAAGUCACAACCGACCUAAUAACCACACUGACUACAGAGGAGAGUAAAGAUAAUGGUCUCGACAAAUGGAUCUAUGGUGUAAUAGCAGCUGGUAUAGUGCUCCUAAUAGCAAUCAUAAUUAUCAUAAUAUGCAUCAGGAAGAACUGUAGCAGCAGAGAGAAAUGUUGUUGCUGCUGCAGAGCGUCCCAACCAUCGCCAGUCGAUAAGGAUUUCACCCAACCAGAUAAUUCUAGUCACGGUGUGAAUACAAGAUUUAAUGGAGGAAACCCCAAUAAUUUUCAGGGUGACACGCAAAUUGAAAUGGAUCCUCGACAAACUGGCAUAGAUGACCCUAUAUAUGUAAACACCCCAAUCCCAGCAUUCGAGGCCCAAGGGAAUCCUGGUUACUCCCACUCGCCACCGGAGUCACCCCUGGAUGAUGAGAUGCCCAAUCUUCCUCCGCCGUCUCCCCCUCGAGGAGCAGCUAGCUUCCCCAUGGACACCCAUCACCCAACCGGAGGCAUCCCAUCUCCUUUCAUAGCCUUGCCAACCUCCCCUCUAGAUGAAUUCCCUGAUAGAUCUCCUCCAGCAAUACCUCACCAAGGAUCAACGGACAUCAAGGCAGAACUUAAUAAUAAACCGAAAAAGAAGGAUAAGAGGAAGAAGAGCAAGCCCAAAGCACCAGAGCGUGUCAUCGAUCCAAACGAACAGAUAAGGGAGGAUGUUCCUCGAGGACCCACUAGUCCACCUAAAUUUGAUUUCAAUCCACAUCUUCCAGGGCAGAAAAAUGAGGGUGAUUUUGGAGAGAAUUAUGAAGAGAUGUCGCCCAUACCCAGUAGCCCUGUCAGAGGAAUGUCCCCCAGGCAGCCAAGAGAUGUGGAGUUUGGUGAAGACUACGAAGCUGUUGGUGAUGAAGGUGAUGACUUUGAUGGUGAAUAUGAAGUAAUGGAUCCAAAUGCACUCCCUCAAAAGCACAAUAUUCAUACGCCUUCUCAUUUUACGGGAAAACGCAAUCAGCCUCCAAUAAUUUCACCCCCUGUGCCAUCAGAAGAUUAUGGUGGUGAUUAUGAAGAAAUGUCCCCCAGCGAAAGACCAAGGCAUCCAAAACCAGGUGGAGAUAUCGAACAUCGUCCACAGAUACCAAUCCCUUCUCACAAGGGGGAUGAUGAUUUUGGUGGGGAUUAUGAGGAUGUCGACAAGCCCUUCAUCUUGCCGAAGAAGAAACCUCCAAAGGCCAAACCUAAAACUCAAAAGAAACCUAUGAAGGUUCCAGUGGUAGAGGAUUUUGGACAGAACUACAGUAACACAGGCCCCGGUGCCAUCUCUUCUAAUACCGCAAUGGAACGACGCCCACCAUCUCUCCCCUCUUCAAAUUUCCCCAAAAGUCCCAUAGCGUUACCAAAAGAAGAGCUGCCACCUCCCCCUCCUGAACUUGAUCCGCAGCCCUCUUCACCAUCACACCAAUUUGAUUAUGGGGGACAGUAUGACGAUGGUGAAUUGAAACCAACUAAGAAAAAGCCGCCAGUGUUAAAACCCAAAGUAGCCAUCAAACCCAGUAUUGGCAGUGCGACACUUCCGGUUAAUCCCAAGCAGCUGAGAUCACCGAUGGAAGCACGGUCAUCUGCCACUCUUCCUCCUAUAUCUGGGAGCAGUGAACCGGGAGAAGAGGCAGAAGAAGAUGCAGUUUACAUGAAUUACUCACCAGACCAAAAGCAGAGACCCACAAAAGAUUACUACAACCUUCCUGUUCCAGCAAAGAAACCCAAGGAGAUUAUCAGUAGCAGUGGGUAUUCAUACUUCAGUGAACUUCCAAAGUGAUGUAGCAGUUGGUGUGAGCAUUGAUCAGGGAAACCCAAGCAGAUCAUUGGAGUUUGCUGUACCUUGGUAAACUCCCAGAAUGAUUGCUCUGUAAUUACUUGGGUGUUGAUUCCGACUGCAGCUGAUGUUCCCAGAGGACUAGACCCUAUGGUGUUAAAAUUACACACAUUAGAGUUUGAAUAGCAAAGGUGCCGUAUAACACCCAUUCAGUUGUGUUGAACUAACACCAAACUUAAAGAUUGGAGUAAAAUGACUGGUGUGGUCAUCUAUGUGCACUGCUGAACACCACAGUUUUUGUUGCGUUGAAUUGAACUUCAAUCAUGGCUGCUAUUCAUAAAGUCAAGAAUUCCAUCAUGUAAACGUGUUUAAAAGUUAAGUUGUUCUAAUACUUUCCCAGAAGCCACUUGUUUUGAUAACAAUUGUUUUUUUAGCUUACAUGGGUGCUUCUCAAACCUGUUUACAUGAAUUGUUUAUAGGUUUAUGACUAAAAAAGGAUGUCCUGCAUUUUGAACCAAUUGGACUUCACACCACCUGUUAUAUUUUUCACCUAAUAUUUUUCUGGUAGUUAUUUUUCAAGACUUUAAUCUGAGUAAUAUGUCAACACCUAUGACCACACUUGUCUGCAAUCAGACAUCUGCCUGACAUAGCAACGUCAGGUUCUUGCUCUAUGAUUAUACAGAUGAAAGAUGGAGCGAUAAGAACCAAACAUGAUUAAAGAGGUGGGGCGGGAAUAUAUCUGGUGCUGCAGGGGCUUGGGAAAGACUUGAUGAUUUCUUCUUGUAUAUAUUAUUCAGUACUAUUCAUUUUGGUUCCUACAAAUGGAGUAUUAAGUACUGAGAACUCAUUUAUGUAGUUUAUUAUUAAUUGAAAUUGAUGAUGAUGAUGUUGACGAUGUUGAUGGUGAUGAUGAUGCUGCUGCUGAUGAUGAUGAUGGUGGUGAUGGUGAUGAUGAUGAUGGUGGCGGUUGUGGUAGGUAAUGAUGAUAAUACCCAAAAUGUUAUGGUGCCAUAUGUAUCUAUUUAAAACACCUAAAUUCAAAGACUCCUCCAAUGCUGGCCUGUUGGCGCUUAUAUACAACUGUUCCCCAUUUGAUAGGACUUGCUAUGUAGGCAAAUUUCCUCUCCUAAAUGUCAUUGUUAUUACAAGUUAUUAGACGUGAAAGAGUAUCAAAGUCUGGUAGAUAGCACAGUUACCACAAAUAAUAAUGCUUUUGAAUGAGGUUUCUUCAAUUCAUUCAAUCAGCAAGCUCGAGUCAGGCACUUUUACUGUAAUCAGUGUGACCAUGAGCGUGUCUGGGGUCGAUGGAAACCUUAGAGGCAGAUGGACUUCCAAAGGCCAUUAAUACCUUUUGUCAGACAACCUGCUACUGUCGAUCCUCCUUUAAGUAUGUUAUUUAACAUGUUGGUUGUCUUUUACUGAUAGAGUAAUGCAUUUUAAUUGAUCAUGGAAGAUCAAAGGUUAUUUAUACAGAUUGUGGAAUGUUUGAACAAAGGUUUCUUUCUAAACGAUAGCAUGUAAUAUGAGCCUAGGUGAAUAUCGGUAUUAAAGAUAUUUGAAUGACACAGAGACAUUAUGUUUGUAGCCUGAAAUACAAUGAUUUCAUCUCAAUGCACCCAUCAGCAAAACCGAGAGCGCAAUAUCAUUUGGAUUUAUCAAUGUGAUCAAACUAAUAUCAUGAACAUUGAGCAAGUUUGGACCCUUCAUAUUAUGUCAAAAUGGAAUUUGUAUUCCCCUAUUAAAAAAGAUCCACUUCUAUUCUUUCUUUUUAAAUUGGAUUAAGCUAGAAAAGCCCCUGUACUCAGUGGAUGUCACCCGGAGUCAUUGAAAUCAAAAGUAUUGUUUACAUUUGAUAGCUCAACUAUGGCGGGCUAAAUUUGACACAAGUUGUAUGGAAAAAAAAAAAAAAAAUUUAACUGUGAUUAUGAGGCAAGGGGUCCAUUUCACAAAGCUGUUUGUAGGUUUACACAUGACAUUGCAACAGUCUCUCAGUCAUCACAAUAUUCAAAGUAACGUAAGUUCACAGUUAAGUCGCAGGGUUAGUUUUGUGUAUUUUAAAUGACUGAACUGCAAGGAUAUAUAUUUAUUUAUUUUACAGAGAAAUAAUUCAUACCCUCCGUUUCAUCACUACUCAUUUAUUCUCCAAGACGAUGAAAUUGAAAUAUCGUGUUGAGAAGGAAGUUUCGAGAUAGUGUACAGCUUGAACAUAUAAUUUUUUCAUUGACCUGAUCUAUCAUUUAAACUUUUUAAAUGCUGCAAACUCAAGUAGUUGGAUAUCGUAAAAAAGUUUGUAGAUCUUAGGAUUAUUUUAUAUUGAGUUUGCCAUUGAUAUGAUUCCUUGAGUUAGCAUUUAGAAGGAAACAAAAUCUCAACAUUGUGUUGUCCAAGCUUCUUCUUAGAUUUAUGCUCGUAAAUUUAUGAAUGCAUAUUUUAUGAGAAAUCGAAUAUUGGGGAGAAAGUAGUUCAACAAGGAUCUUGGCUCAUGGUGGUUGUACCCAGACCUAUGCAUCAAUUUUUUGCUUUUGAUAUAUAUUUUGUUGUCAUGUGCUUCAUUUAUCAUAGCCAUUUAAAUGGUCCUGUUGGCAGUUAUGCACCCUGCCUACUGGUAAAGCAUGAAUUCUUGUAGGUAAGCAACAGCUUAAUGUCCUAUCCGAGGGACUUGAUAAUGAGGAUUGUCCUUUACCCCUGGGUAUUGUCCUAUAUACCCCUGCACCAACUUAGUCUCGAACCUAGGUCAUCAGAGCCCGAGAGAAAUGCUCUUUCAAUUAGACUCCUUCUCGUACAAUAUAUUCAUAUUAAAGAUUUUUUUUACCUCAAUCUGUAUUUGUAGGCCCACAUGUAUAUUUCUAAUUGUAUUGCAUAUUGCUGAACCUUUUUAUUUCUGAAUACAAGGAAUUUUUUUUUAUUUGAAACCAUUAACACUGAAUGAUUCCUUUGGAUUUUUCUAAAUACCAUAGUUUCCUUAUAUAGCCCUCCAUCUAGAAAAUUCCAUCUUGUAUAUCCAAAACAUAAUCAAAUCUGAUCAGAUAUACAUGUUUUCUUUAAAACAAAUCUUUGGUGCAUGUAUCAUGCUAACAUGCUAUUUUACUAAAGGGACAUGUAAGAAAAAUGACAUUAGAUACUUUAUAAUGUGCCAUAAAUAUAACUUGGCACAGGUAUGAGGAAACAAUGUCUUUAUUAAAAAACAAACUGAAGAGGUCGAGUUCAUUAUGCAUGAUCUAUUCAUACUCUAGUGAUGUGAUAAUUCAUAUUCUGUCACGACAUACAGUUUUAAUGGUCACAAAGUUAUUUUAGGCUGGACUUCCUCAGUACUGAACUGUUCUUUUAUUUUAUGUUCAUGUUGCAGACUAAAUCAUAGUCUGUUGAAUAUAUUCCUAUAUCAACAGACAUAUAUAUACACCAAAGUCUGGAAGUUAAACAGGAAUUUGGUAAUGAAAAGCAGGGUAAUUUAUAAUCAUUUUGUGUGACUAUGUGUACUUCCUGUAAACCAAAAAUAUAUAUUUAUUGUUUUAUGAUACAUAGUGUAGGUAUACAUUGUAACAUAUUAAGCAACAUGUAUUAAUUUCCCACCUCUUAAAACAUUACCUGAUCAAUUUGUAUAUUAAUCUGGUUCUAUAAACGUUUUUACCAUUUAUAGUAGACGUAGUAGCAGGAGCAGCAGCGGUAGUAUUGGAGUAGUAUAAGUAUAGUAAUAUGUCUAGCAGUAUUUGCCUAAGCUACUACUAAGCCUGUUACUA